Molecule: messenger RNA, 4512 nt
Organism: Diachasma alloeum
Lineage: Eukaryota; Metazoa; Arthropoda; Insecta; Hymenoptera; Braconidae
Gene: ClC-a
Product: chloride channel protein 2
Exons: 7
Coding region: 932-3799 (955 amino acids)
Biological process (GO): transmembrane transport; chloride transport
Cellular component (GO): membrane
Molecular function (GO): voltage-gated chloride channel activity
Source: RefSeq, a predicted model, not a curated record
AGUAACCCGUUAAUAAUGAUAAAAGAAAAAAAUUAUUAAUUCAAUUCUUUACGACUUGAAUUUUGACAAAAAAAAAAUCAAUGGACAGUACUCGUCGGGAAUGACAAACUCGAAAUAAUUAUUUCAAAAUGUAUUUUAUUCUGAGAAAUUAUUCGAAAUAAUUUUUUUUAAGAACUUUCCCCCAACCAUCUUCCUCCAUCACCCACAAAAAUCUAAAUAAUCCCGCACUCUCCCCACCAAAAAAUCUGAAAAUCGUUCCCUCAAUAUUAUGACACAAACGAUAGGAGAGGGAAAUGUGGAAGGUAAAUAACAUAGCGGAGAGUGAUCUCACAGUAUCAUGGCAAUUUUCGAUAUUCUUGUAAACGACUCAAGCAAAUCACAGUCUGUUUAUUCAUUCACCUAUCAGUCGACUCACGACCGUCUCGUCGUACAGACGGCGCGCGUCUUGACGCUCCCGUGUCAUCAAUUUUACCAUCAAUUAAUUUUCAAUGGAGUGAGUUUAACACUAGUGAAAACAUUUUAAUCGAUCAUGGCUGCGUGAACGUUGGUGAUACGAACGCCAGUAAAUGGAUUUUUUUGUAAAUCAAAAAACGAAAUAGAUCGAUCGAUCGAUCGAUCGUUACUCUCACUGAAGUGUUUUUAUUUAUCUUGAAGGAGGUGGAAUCAUUUUUAAUAUCCACGCCUGUCAUAUACCUUGACAUUAUCGUGAAGGAGAGCAAUAUAACAAUGGAAUUUUGAUGGCUUUUUUCGAGACGUUUUGAGAAAUUGUCUCGGAUAUUUAUCGUUUCUUGGUUGAAAGAUUUUCAAAGACAAAUCCGAGAAUUUUUCAUUUUUCUAUUGACACCACGUGGCUGGGAACAUUCCAGAAUGCUGGCGAGUGAUAAUUUAAUUUGAACUACUGGAUCGCAGGAUUUUUUUUCCAAGGGAGAAAAUGGCAUCUGUCGAGGCGAGGAACGACAGGCAAGAGCAUGGAUUGGGUUAUCAGAAUACAUUGAUGUAUGGUCGUUACACCAAGGACCUCGGUGAAUUUGCGAAAGAAGAGGCACGCAGAUUGAAAUCGACUGAGAAAACGAGGAGAAAACUAGACAAAGUCAGAGCCGAGGAGUUGAGGAAAUCGCGGAGAGGUCCCCUGUGUAGGAAGGUAGUUGCCCUAGUAGCUUUCGCAUGGAAACACACGGGGGCGAGAUUAGGGGAGGACUGGGUCUUCCUGGCGCUGUUGGGAGUCAUCAUGGCAUUCAUCAGCUAUGCCAUGGAUCGAGGAAUAUCGAUGUGUAAUAACGCUCGAAUAUGGUUGUACCAAGACCUGACAUCACACCCAGCCCUGCAGUACCUGGCCUGGGUGUCCCUUCCAGUCUGCCUGAUCCUCUUCAGCGCGGGUUUCGUUCACAUCGUAGCCCCCCAAAGUAUCGGCUCGGGAAUCCCCGAGAUGAAGACAAUCCUCCGAGGUGUUGCCCUCAAAGAGUACUUGACUUUUCGCACCCUAGUGGCCAAAGUGAUCGGCCUAACAGCAACCCUGGGCUCGGGUCUGCCCCUCGGAAAGGAAGGUCCCUUCGUCCACAUCGCCAGUAUCGUAGCAACCCUCCUCUCAAAAUUAGUCACAUCCUUCCAGGGAAUCUACGAGAACGAGUCCAGGAACUGCGAGAUGUUGGCGGCAGCUUGUGCCGUUGGUGUUGCUUCCUGCUUCGGCGCUCCUAUCGGAGGUGUUCUCUUCAGCAUCGAAGUAACAACUGUAUAUUUCGCCGUGAGAAACUACUGGAGAGGUUUCUUUGCAGCUGUUUGCGGUGCAACCAUGUUUCGACUGCUGGCAAUUUGGUUUCAGCGUGAGGAGACCAUCACCGCAAUGUUCGCCACCAACUUCACCAUGGACUUUCCUUUCGACCCGCAGGAGCUCUUCGUUUUCGCACUCAUUGGAGUUGCCAGCGGUCUGGGAGGCGCCUUCUACGUCUGGCUCCAUCGACAGUACGUUAUCUUUAUGAGAAAGAACAAGAGUAUGAACUCAUUUCUCCAGAAGAACAGGUUUCUCUACCCUGGGAUUGUCUCGUUGAUAGUCUCCUCGGUGUCCUUUCCAAUGGGCCUGGGACAGUUCAUGGCUGGAGAACUCAAUACUCAUUAUCAGGUCCAGGGACUCUUCACUAAUUUCACGUGGAGCAAACAGCACCUGAGUGUCGAGGAGAUGAGCAUCGUUAAGCACUGGUCGACACCUUAUUCCGAUGUCUUCCUGGGGCUCUUUGGAUAUGUUCUUUUUACCUUUGUUUUUUCAAUCAUCAGCUCGACGGUGCCGGUACCCUCCGGAAUCUUCAUUCCGGUUUUUAAGAUUGGAGCGGCGGUGGGGAGGAUGGUGGGGGAGGCUAUGGCUCUUUGGUUUCCCAAUGGGGUGAGAUAUGGAGGAAUCAACACACCCAUCACACCAGGGGGAUAUGCAACUGUGGGUGCAGCGGCCUUCUCAGCUGGCGUCACACACACAAUAUCCGUUAGUGUUAUAAUUUUCGAAAUGACUGGACAAAUAACUCACAUCGUUCCUAUUAUGAUAGCUGUUUUAAUAAGCAAUGCAAUAGCAGCUUUAUUGCAACCAAGUAUCUACGAUAGUAUUAUUCUUAUUAAAAAGCUGCCAUACCUUCCGGACUUGCUGCCUUCAAGCUCUGGAAUGUACAACAUUUACGUAGAAGACUUUAUGGUUCGGGAUGUCAAGUACAUUUGGCAUGGAAUAAGUUAUCAAAUCCUCAAGGAAACCCUCAAAUCUAACCGUAAAUUACGGGGAUUCCCCCUAGUUGAUAGUCCUGAAUCGAUGAUACUUCUGGGAUCAAUUCAACGCCUGGAAUUGAUCAAGUUGAUUGAGAAGCAGAUUGGACGAGAGCGAAGACUUCAAGUGGCUCAGAAGCUCCAGAAGGAGGCAGAAGAGCGCGCCCGAGAAGAAAUAGAGCGCCAACUCCGAGAGCAGGAGCGAACACGACGUCCAUCGCGUUUCGAGGUGAUUCCCGCUCCCGAUAUUUUGAAAAUCCAACGACAAAGUGUGAACGACCUCUCGACAAUCCCUGGAAAUCAGCCGGAGCAUCACACCUACCACACACCGAUGUUUGGUUGUCAGCCGAAAAAGUCAAUACUCAAGAAGACAAACUCCUUCACGCUGAAAGGCUUCAGCCCACUAGUGAGUCCAGCCGUCACGCCGUAUACGACUGUAACCGGGGCUGAGAGCAGGAUCAGACUAGCCUUCGAGGCAAUCUUCAGGAAGUCAGCGACUCUUCAAGAUGUCGAGCCCGACCCGGAAGUGGGAAUUGUUAACAGUACGGCUGAUGAAUCCACUGCUGGUGUCAAUCAGCCGAUGCUACCGAGCCCCGCAACAUCCAAGAAGGUUCAGCUGCCUAGGGAACGAGUCAUUGAUAUGUCCGCUGAAGACCAGAAGAUCUGGGAGGAGAGCGAAAUGGCGAAGGACGUUGAUUUCUCGAGGUGUCACAUUGACCCAGCGCCCUUUCAACUUGUCGAGAGGACUUCGCUUCUCAAGGUUCACAGCCUCUUCAGCAUGGUUGGCGUCAACCAUGCGUAUGUAACUGCCAUUGGGCGGCUUGUUGGAGUUGUGGCGUUGAAGGAACUGAGGAAGGCUAUUGAAGACGCAAACUCUGGGGUUUUACCAGCCCACGGUGAUAAUAUUCAUCCCGUUAUUUCAGUCUCUGGUUUAGGAAAGCGGCAGGAGUCAGAGGAUAUCAGUGACGACAGAAAUGGGGGGGAAGAUUUGCAAAAGAUUAAUUCUAUGGAUGAUGAGGAUGACAAGGAUGAUCGGGACAAGACGAAGGAGAGUGCGUAACUCGACAAUUUUUUGAAUGUUGGAUUCCGUCUUCCUUCGGAUGAAGAACAUCUUCUGUGCAUCCUUCGUAAAUUUAUUCAAUAUUUUUAUUAUUAUUGAACAGUGUUCAACAUUAGAGUUGUUUAUUUCAAUGCAGACAUUGUGAUAGUCUCGUCCAUCGAUGAGACCUGAUUAUAAGGCUUCGAUAAUGUAAUCAUAUCCAACUGUUAUCAUUCAUUAUGACAAAGAAGCACUAUUCGUAGUACUCACUAUUGGGGAAAUUAUGCAGACACGUUUGAGAUAUUUUACACUAAUUGAAUCGCGAAUGAAGAAUGAACGAAUAAUUCAUUCGUAAUAAUUUGUAUAUAUUUAUGUUGAACAUGUAUUUGAACAUCUCAGUGUGAAGUUUUGAUGUAUGUCGUGAAUACGGUUGUGUCAAUGAUAUUUUUAUGCCAUUAUGAAGAAGCAGACGCGUCGAUUACCAAAUAUCGAACAAAUAAUUUAUAUAGAGUUAUAUAUCGUGUUUUAAAUAAACUUUACAAUCGAUGAAUUUUUAGCUAGGGAUAGGCAUAGUCUUUAGGAGACUGGUUUUACAUUCCAUCCAGAAGGAAGUAAAGAUAUUGAAAUGAAUAUUGUCGACUGAAAUAGUUAAUGCUAACGACACUCAUCAAUCCGCUGAAUUAUACAUCAUGUAGAAUUGAAUAUUUGUAAAUAUAUGAAGGUAAUUUAUUGUA